Messenger RNA from Triplophysa dalaica, 3600 nucleotides. RefSeq names its product RAB8A, member RAS oncogene family (gene rab8a). NCBI's taxonomy places the organism in Eukaryota, Metazoa, Chordata, Actinopteri, Cypriniformes, Nemacheilidae. Gene Ontology annotation, molecular function: GTP binding; GTPase activity. Gene Ontology annotation, cellular component: plasma membrane; synaptic vesicle; endosome. The coding region runs from base 46 to 669 and encodes 207 amino acids. Gene Ontology annotation, biological process: cellular response to insulin stimulus; regulation of exocytosis; neurotransmitter receptor transport to postsynaptic membrane. The transcript is spliced from 8 exons. The record is from RefSeq and is a predicted model, not a curated record.
GCUGUCUGCUGAAGAACCGGGCGGGAUUUCCGCAAUACAUCCAGUAUGGCGAAGACUUACGAUUAUUUGUUUAAACUGCUGUUAAUCGGGGAUUCCGGCGUCGGGAAGACCUGUGUGUUGUUUAGAUUCUCUGAGGAUGCCUUUAACUCAACUUUUAUUUCGACGAUAGGUAUCGAUUUCAAGAUCAGAACAAUAGAACUAGAUGGCAAGAAGAUCAAGUUACAGAUAUGGGACACAGCGGGUCAGGAACGGUUCAGAACAAUCACAACAGCGUAUUACAGAGGUGCAAUGGGUAUCAUGCUGGUUUAUGAUAUAACCAAUGAAAAAUCCUUUGAAAACAUCAAAAACUGGAUUCGAAACAUAGAGGAGCAUGCAUCAGCGGAUGUGGAGAAAAUGAUUUUGGGGAACAAAUGUGACAUCAAUGAGAAGAGGCAGGUCUCUAAAGACAGAGGAGAGAAGCUGGCGUUAGAAUACGGAAUCAAGUUCAUGGAGACGAGCGCCAAGGCUAACAUCAACGUUGAGAACGCAUUCCUAACUCUCGCCAGAGAUAUUAAAGCAAAGAUGGACACGAAAUUGGAGGGUAACAAUCCUCAGGGUAGCAACCACGGAGUCAAAAUCACCACUGAACAGCAGAAAAAGAGCAGCUUCUUUCGCUGUGUGCUACUGUGAAAGACCAUGGCCUUACUGUCCACCACCCCGAGGCUGGACGUGACUGGACAAUGCUCUCCCACAAUGCGCUCCUCCUCUUUCCUCUCUCUCUCUUUCUUGUUCACGCUCGGCUUCCAGGCCUCAAGCAGUUGGAGUUCCUGACUCUUCUUAUCUUCUUCCAUUGAAGCGAUGCCAUUUCUUCUUCCGUGAUGCCAUUGCGGCGGACUGCGUUGGUUUUCCUGUCCAGGUGAAGAUCUAAUGCGUCGUGUGAUUUGUUCAACCUCAAAUUGUGCGUGUUAAGGAAGAGUCCGUAUCCCCGUCUCUCUUUAUAAUGAUCCGAGCGCACAACUGCCAAAAUCCACCCUGUAAGCGGGGACGGCCACACAGCGUGACCUGAUCUUCCGAGAGAUACAUUAACGUCGUUUAUCAUUCCAUUUCACUCUUAACCCUCAUGCAUUUUUUGACGAUCACAUGACCUUAUUGUAAGGAUAGUAAUAUUACAACCCUCCUCUUAUGAUGAUGGACUGUUUUUUUAUGAUUUUUCUCCCAAUUUUAUAACCUGCAGCCCUUCUGAAAAAUUUGCAAUUAACAUGUAAAAAUAUCAGAAUUAAAUGAAAGAGAUUAUUUUAUUGGCUGGUUAGGAAACGGUAGUCAUCCUUAAGUGUGAAUAAAAGUCAGUCCGGUUUUCUCCGACACAUCAUGACAUUUUAAAACCAAACUAUUAUAAACAAGUGAAGAACCUGAUAUUUUCCAUCAAAACGUGAUAUUUUUUGUGUUUAACUUCUUCUUUUUCGUAAACGUGCACAAGAAGCUAUUUCCAAAUAGUUUGCUCUUUUAUGCAGUAGCCCUAGCUUCCGAAAACUCAUAAAUCCAAAACUCAGGACAUCUUCCCAAAAUGAAAGGGUUCUGAUGCAUUUAAACACUUAAAUUCAGUUGAGUAUCAUUAAAUGAAACUGACACUUCGGCCCUUCAACGAUGUGGAAUUCCUGACUAGUAGUAUUAAGAAGUUUGUUAAACCAAAGCGCAAGCUAUACUUGAGCUGUACUCCUUCCAUGUGGAAUUCCAUGCACUUUAUCAGUAUCUUCUGUGUUGUGUGUAGUUCGUGCCAAGUGAUAGUUUAUCAUCAAGGAAACACGUGCUUCCAUGGAGUUAGUCUUAAAAUGUAAGAAAAGUGAUGAAUACAUUCCCCCAUAUCUUCAUCUACGGAGAGAAUAUUUCCUCCAGGGCCUUGAAUUGCGUUUGGUUUAGUAAAGAGUACGCCAUACUUGUUGAUUUGGCUGCUAAUGAUGCAGUGGGAACGAAUCAUUCAGUUAUGUUCUCGGAUGAUUUGUUUAUUUUUUGGUAACACUUAACAGUAAGUUUUAUUUAACACGUGUGAACUCUGUUAGUAACCAUGAACUCACAAGGAAUAAAAUCCAAACUUGUGUCUGUUAACGUAUAUGAGGUAACAUCAGUGAUGAACUAACAGAGAUCAUAAAUGCUGUGACAUUGUUAGUUCAUGUUAUCUAACACAUUCAUUAUGUAAAUGAAUGAAACAAUACUGUAAAGUGUUAUCUGUGGUAUUAAUAGAUUGAACAGCAGUUUCUUAAGAUUUCGGGCAGUCAGUGAGUGGCACAAAUCAAAGACCAAAAACAUUUCUCUGCUCGCCAGCAGCCAUGUAUUUGCAUGGAUUUGGUCUGUAUGACCGGGUUUAUCCAAACCAGAAUAAAAUAAUUUAAAUAGGCAGAGGAGAUGUGGUCCCGUCUAAUGCGAUGCACAUUUUGUAGUUUUUUACCAUUUGGUGCAGUGAUGUAUAUAAGCAAUAGGUCACCAAACUUGAAAUCCCCACGAUCUUUGAGUGAAAGAACAAAAUCCUCCUGAAGGGUGAAUCGCUCUUGUUGAGAACAUGUCCGGGGUCAUAUCUAAUCCUCCAAAUUAUUUUGAUCAUUAUAAAGUACGCAGCAAAAUUUUCUGUUAUAUUGUAUUGCUUGCAAGUACAGUGACAAGAUUCACCAUUGAAAGACAACUGAAUGGUUCAAAAAGUUGCCACCCAGACAUGUUUUCAGAAGAUUCACAUAAAAACAGAAGCACAGUGUUUGACUUUUUUUCCAGAGAGGUAAAGAUGUUUUCCUCUUGCUGCAAUAUUUUCUGUUAUUAAAGAGACAGUUCACCCAAAAAUACAAAUUUCGCCAUCAUGUAUUCCCCCCUUGUGGACUGAGAUGAUGCUGAGUAAAUGAUGAAGGAAUUGUCAGUUUUUUGGUUGAACUCGGCUGCACUUCAAACAUCAGUCAACUUGAAACGACUUUGGUUUGCACUUCUUUAUUUUCCUUUCCAUGACAUGAUGCUUUGGGUUCAUCGAUGUCAUUUUUUCUCAUCUGAUGUAAUGCUUUACUCGUCCUGCCGUUUGUCUUAAUAACUAAAACUUAAGCUUUCGUUUCUGAUCUGCGCAUCAUGAAGGUGAUAUCCAUGACCUCCUGUAUGUAUCGUUUGUGUGUGUGUUCAUGUAUUGAUGUUCUGCACAUUGAAGCGUCUUUAUCGGCGGUUGGCAUCAUGUCUGUUUGUGUCAGUCUGAGGGUAAUGACGGGCCUCAAACGCAAUAAUUCAUUUGGCCUUUCAGAAUGAGAAAAUGCUCAAACAAGCGUAACGGAACGUUAGCAAACAGCUUUGCAGUUGUAUAGUGUUUAUCUGAGCAGUUUCAUAUCUGUUUAGUUUGUCUCUCUUCCUAGUAUUUACAGAUUUAAAAUCGCUGUCAUAUCAUUUACAGAGUCUUUUAUAUGACCAUGUUUUCAAUUGUGAGGUAACCGGGGAGAUCGGUAAAUUACAUUUUGGUAAUAAAAAAGAAACAAUUGUAAAUACUCUUACAAAAAAGAGAGAUCUACUUAAAUUGUACUGUACUUUCUAAAAAUUUUGAGAAACAGAUCUACAGUUUUUGUCUGUACUUUUGAUUUAUUAAAAUGAGAUUCUUUUAAGAGA